This is a messenger RNA of Phlebotomus papatasi, 6373 nucleotides long. RefSeq lists its product as uncharacterized. Bases 1742 to 4291 code for a protein of 849 amino acids. The transcript is spliced from 9 exons. NCBI's taxonomy places the organism in Eukaryota, Metazoa, Arthropoda, Insecta, Diptera, Psychodidae. Gene Ontology annotation, biological process: positive regulation of transcription by RNA polymerase II; negative regulation of transcription by RNA polymerase II; cell fate commitment. Gene Ontology annotation, molecular function: RNA polymerase II cis-regulatory region sequence-specific DNA binding; zinc ion binding; DNA-binding transcription factor activity, RNA polymerase II-specific. The record is from RefSeq and is a predicted model, not a curated record. Gene Ontology annotation, cellular component: nucleus.
UAUUGGGUUGAUAGUCAGCCAUCAUUCAGCGAGAUGGCUUUGUGCAGUUGUCGUUUGCGAUAUUUGCUUUGUAAAAUAUUACUUUAAAACAGCAAAGAACACCCUCCUAAUCUAUUUAUUUGUAGUUUUAAGGAUUCUACCCUGUGAAUAGUGGUGUAUUUCGUGAUGUGGCAACCAGAGAAGGCGGUCAAAAGUGUCUAAGAAAAAUCGAGUGUGUAUUUAAAAGACGCAUACAAGAGUGAAGAGAAUAAAAAAAAACAGCUUAGAGCUUUUUGUGAUUGUGUGUGUGAAAUCCCUGAUAAAAGACGGCAUCGAAGAGAUAAAAACACAAAGAAUUUCUUCUUGUUGGGGGGACUGAGAAGGAAAAUUCUCACAGAGUCUCUUUUGGCGUGUGUAUGAGUGUGUUGGGAAAUGAAAGGUGAAGCGGCAGAUGUCUGUCAAAAAGCCACACGAACUCUCCAUCAUCUUUUUUUUUAUGUCGUUCGUCUUAUCUCAAUUCGCCUUUUUUAUUGUUAUUUCUCAAUUUUUUUUAUCCGUUUAAAUUUUGAAAAUCUCUCAAGAGCAAUUACUUCAGUGGUUUUUUAUUGGUGAGGAGCUUCUUUGAGAGAUUGCUUGAGUGUGUCCUGUAAAAAAAGAUUUUUCUGGCUGUCAUUCGGUGUGCCUUUGUCCAGGAACUUUCUUGGGUUUGUGGAUAGGAGAAACUUUUUGAGGAAAAAAGAAAAGAAGAGGAUUGUGGAAGAUAUCCAACACAUACACGCAAGGGGCACUGUCGGGAUAGAAGCUAAAAAAGAUAGAGAGAGGUAAGACAAAUAAAUCAUACUCCCAGAAGCCCAAGCGCGAUUCUCGGGAGCAGAGAGAGACAGACGUGCCUCAAGAAACUCAAAAAGCUCACAAAAGCGAUCAAAAAAGUGACGACAAAAAAAAAACAGACUCUCAAAUCACAGUGAGUCACGCUUGAAAGUGCGGAUUUUGUCUCCGGAACCCGUAGAGAGUGAGAGAGAGAGAGAUAGAAGGCGAUACUGCUGGGCCACACUAUUGAUAAUCGGGAGAUUUUUGUGAAAGAUUCCCCCAAAAGACAAAGGAAGAACGCCAAAAUCCGCUGCAGAUGUCAGAAAUAUUCACUAGAGAAUCUCUACUUAAUCAGCAAUAAACUCAUACAUGUGCACCAACCAUCGCUAAGACCGAGUGAAUCUCGACCAGUCUUCAGUAUUCCGCCGAGACUUUGCCACUCAGCACGCAUCGUGGGGCCUCUGAUUUUAUGAGCAAAUAGGAAUUUAUAAGGAAAAAAAUGUGUCUCAAAGUGCAGUGAUUCAUCAAGCGCGAAAAACCGAUUGAAAACAGCCCGUAAUCCGUAUUAUCCAACAUCUCCAUUAUCACAAGGAUUAUCCCCAGGAUAACUUGGAUAAAAGAACAGGCAGUUUUAAAAGAAAUGUAAAAAUUAGUGCUCUAAACUCGAUCAAACGCGAAAGAAAAACAAGUGAAAAAAUCCUCAUUUUGUCCUUAAGAGUGGAACGAAAAAAGAAAACCGAAAAAAACAAGAUAUCCAUCCUUUCCUCACAUUCUUUUUUUUUGUGGUUCAUCCGUCUCUGGGUGAAUUUCAAUUGCAAAUCCCCAACACACGAAAAAAAAUAAAGAACCCCUCCCUCCCGCCUAUAGUGCGGGGGUUUUUUCUUCUGUGGAAAUUCGACCUAAAUAUUCAUCGUAUGUGUGUGGAAAUUGAUUGUGUUAUGCUGCAGUGAAAAUGUGUAAUGUACCGCCAAAAUUCUACCAAGUGUGCCGACUCUGUCUAACAGUUGUGAGUGAUAAUGACCUAAUCAAAUUGUCCAUCUAUCCCACCUUGUCACCUGCGGGCAGGACAAGGAGGGAAUCAUCGGCUCACAAUGAUGCCACAGAUGAUAGUUCACCAUCAUCACCCAAAUCCAGUGCAGAGGAUGAGGGUAGUGAGUCAAAGAAUGAUGGACAACAGUGGAAAAAAGUGAAAUUGGAGGAUGAGGGGGAGGAUUUAGUUACCAGGAAAACGGUGGUGGAAUCAACCAACAACUGUGAUCGUCAUGUCAAUGAUGAUCAUCGUCGGGAUGUUGAAGCUACGAUGAUUGAUAGUAAUGCUCACCUAACCAAUGGUGGCUCACACGACAUCCCCGAGAGGAUAUACCAGUGUCUCUCCAUCACGAUAACUCCUGCUGAUGGAUUGCCCAAUGUUGUGUGUAGGAAAUGUCGUGAGCAAUUGGAUAUUUGUCAUCGAUUUCGUGAAGUGGCCCACAAAUCACAGAAAAGUCUUGAACAAUUUCUCCAACUUACCACCAAAUUUGAAGGAAGUGCUCAGGAAGUACUGGCCAAGUCUGCGGCAAAACUGGAGGAACUUCUCACGAGCUCGAUGGCAAAAGUGGCAGUGGCGGGUGAAGUGGCAAGAUCAGCAGAAACAUCGUUACCAAUUCAUCAGAUGAGACAACAGCAGAGACAUUCGAUGCCAACACAGCAAUCCCGGAUUGAUUCUGAGCGAACAGCUGUGGCGGCUCUGACAGAGUUGAGCAAUAUGUCAUCAAACUUAAAUGCAGUGUCCUCUUCCAGUGUUUCAUCUGUCGUCGCAUCGUCAAUCACGGCCGUAUCGUCUCCAUUGACAUCGACGGCGUCCUCUGUUACCUCAAUCAUAAGCAAAAAUCAUUUGGAUCACUUAGAGGCGAAUUCAGUGUCGGUUAUACCAUUAGAGAGUGGUGGUGGUGGUGGUGGUGGGAAUAAGCGACUGAAUGUUGCGGGUGAUGUGAAUCACAUCAAAAAUCUGUCACAUCUUCAAAAAUUGGAAACUGCCGCUGUUCUUAUGGACAUCAGUAAGAAAGUUAUUAUAUCACCACCAAGUUCCAAUCCACAGUCACCCAGUCAUCAUCAACAGCAGCAAUUCCAAAAUCACCUGAAACACCAGCAGCAACAGCCUAGUAUUACUUCUUCUGUGAUAAAGUCGCACGAUUUUAUGGGAAAUUCACUUAAAAGAUCAAUGAGUCACGAGGAAAUUGAUUUAUCACUGAAACGCGUCAAAUUACCAUUGAAAGCGAUUCCUGAACCAUUUAUAGUAAAACACGAGCAAUUGGAUGAUGAAUAUCAGCAACAAGAGGAGAAUAGUCUCAAUACUGAUUCUGGCGAUGAUAGUUCAGAUCCGGGAAGACUUCAAGUGGACAUUUCGUCGUCCCAAGAGGGCUUCGAUGACAAUGAAAAUUUUGAGGGGAAGAAGACAGGAAGUGGAAAGACACCAGAUAAACAGGCUAAAGAUAGUGGAGUCAAUUCGGAAAUUGAGUCAAAUGUAACAGAUCCUGCCACAACGCAAUUGUGGCAAGUUCUGGCUCAGUCAUCGAUUAAUGGUGGUGGCAAUGAAGCAACUCAAUUGCUCAAGAGAAUGAUUAACAGCAGCAAAUCUUUGGGAUUUCCUCUCUCGCUGGGCAUUUCAGGAUCAUUAAGUGAUCAACCAAUUGCUCUCUUAAAGGACAAAGGAAGCCACAAAUCGUCUGGGAGGCGCAAGCAAUCGUGCCCGAGUCGAACUCCAUUGGAGAAUACAUCGACAGUGGAUACCCUUUGCGACAGUUCAUCAUUGUUGGCUGAGGCUGCAAAUGCCGCAGCUGCAAAUCUCGAAUUUUCUUCAGCAAAUAAUCCCACAUGGAUUAAUUACUCUGAUGAGAGAUCCAAAAAUACCACAGCACAGUCGAAUAAUAAGAAUUUGAACAAUCAAAAAGAUAUGUCGUGUACCAACUGCGGUACAUUAACUACGACAAUUUGGAGGAGAAAUAUACGCGGUGAGAUGGUUUGCAAUGCAUGUGGGUUGUAUUUCAAACUGCACGGAGUUAAUCGUCCACAUACGAUGCGCAGAGACACUAUUCACACACGCCGAAGGAGGCCACGUGGGGAUAAAUCUGUUCGAAAAAAAUCCAAACAACAUGAUGACGGAGGUGCUGCUGACCAGGAGAGGAUAUCAGAGCGGGGAAUCGGGGGUAGUGGAUCGGGCGCCAGUGGAGCGUCCGAGGAUGCCCUCUGCGGAAAUCCCGACUUGCAAGCACUCAAUAAUCACAAUCUGCUAAUUGCCUUAGGUGGUGUGGCUCGAAGCUCAAAUGCUCACUUCACAAUGCCGCACUAUUCUCACUUCUUGCGUGCCUCUCAAAACUAUCCGGAUGUCACUAGUGGGGUGGCGGUGUCGGGUGCAGAUCUAACUGCAGACGACAGCGCACCAGAAAAUGACUUGGACUCAUGCAACUUGCCCCUGAAUCUAGUGGCAACCCAACUGGGUGGAAGUGAUUCUUCGCAACACUGACUGAUGAUGAUAAGUACAUGACAAUGAUUCUCUUUUUUAUACACCAUUAUUCUCUUGUUCUGUAGUGUUUUUUGUUUAAAAAAAACAAACAAACAACAAAAAUACAUUUGCGUUUGUGUCACAACGAAGUGAAUUGACGAUGGAACUAAAUAAAAGAAAAAAUGAACAAAUUUCUCUGAAAUCUUUGGAGGAAAUUGUUGAGGAGGAAAUUAAUUUAGUAACUUUAAAAAAAAAUAUAUGAAAAAUCUCAAAAGGAAGAAGCAUACAUUUUUUUCACUAUUUAAAAAAAAUACAAAAACUCAUUCUUUCUAAUUCUUAAAUACUCAAGUAAAGUCUCUGUGUUUUUUUUUUUAAUUUUAUUUGUGACUAUUUAAUAAAUUAUUUUAUCGUACUUUUUGACAAUAUUUAAAUAGAAAAGGAGGAAAAAAUAAUUACUAUAAAGAUUAAUGAAAAAAUCUAGCAAUAAUGAAAUCUUGCGGUAUUAGAAUUGUUUUUGUUUUUUAAAUCUUCACAAAUCUAUUGAACUCUCUUAAUUUUUGCAAAAAUAAAUUUAAAAAAUCAUUUGAAUAUUUAUUGAGUAAAUAAAAGUGAAAGUUGCGCUCUAAUCAUUAGACAAUUCAAACAGGCUAUAAAAAGAUAUUAAAUCCUUUAAUUGAAAUGGGGAAAAGAUAGCACUGCGAAAACUUUACUCUUCUGCCUAAGACUAAAUAUUUAACUAAAAGAUAUUUUACACUGCAUAUAAUGGAGGAAAGAAAAAAUACUUAUGAAUUUGCAAAACUAGCAUUGACUACUAUAUUAUAUAAGAUUAUUGAAAAAAUGCAAGUUCUAAUAGCAUACUAAAAACUAAAAAAAAAAACAAAAUCAAGUAAUAAUGAAAAGGAACUCAGUGAACAAAAAUAAAUAAAGUUUCAAAAACUGAAAAAUGCUAAAAUAUUGUAUUAUAACUAAAAAAGAAAAUUUAGAGAGUUUUCAAACAGGAAAAUUUUAAAUAAUAUUGACUUUAAUCACAUUUUACAAAAUAAAGAAAAUUAGUUCUUGAUUUUCCCUCGAAUUUACGUGAAGAAAGAAGAAAAAAUAGCGACAAAAAAUUUAAUAAAAAAAGGGAAACAGCUGUAUUAAGACACGACCUAAACUUACGUAUUGAAAAAAAGCUACUUAAAAAACCGAAACUUAUUUAAAAAACAAAAUUUGCUAAAAACAUACAUUCUCAAAAUUUUAAAAAUAAAAUCGUAGCAGGAAAAAAACUUAUUAUGAUAAAAAAAUGGAAUAAUAUACAAGAAAAUCAAAAAAUUACAGAAUAAAAAAUUACAUUUAAAAAUAUAUUUAAAAAAAAGGAAUAAAAAAAAAACAUAACGUUAAUAUUAAAAUCUUGCCUGUAGCAAAACAACCAAUUGUGAUAAGGAUGAAAUAAGAUAGUGAAAAAAAAAAUUAAAAAAUAUAUAUAUUAUGAAAAAUUAAUUAACAAAAAAAAUUGGUAAGUAUUCGCUUUUCUCCUCUUUACUAUCUACUAUAUAUACAUUCAAUGAUUACUAAACACCAAUAACAAUAAAAAAAAAGUUUGAUACUCAAGAAGAAAAAAAAAUUAAUAAAACUUUGGAAGAUACAAAAAAAUAGGAGGGAAAAUCCUGAUAAAGUCACUCGGAGAUAAAAUUUUCGAAUGUGUCAGGGAGGGUGAAAUUAAAAAAAAAAAGAAAAGUCAAAUUGAGAUGGAAGAAUGUUAUUUAUGAAUAUAUUUUUACACGAUUUUAGACGUACUGUGAGAAACUAAAGAUGAAAUUGAUAAUAAAAAAAAGAUAGAUAUUUCUUCAUGUUAGUGGUGAAAAGGGGAAAAAGUAGAGAGAAAAAAAAAGAAUUUUGUUGCAAUGCAAGAAAAAAAAACUAACAUUGAUAAUAAUGCAAAAUGUAAAUUAAAUCUUCCUCUGAUAUUUCCAUAAAUAUAUUGAAUAAUUCGUAAUAAGUUUUAGGACUCACAAUGUGAAUGAUGAAUUUAAUCGAAUUGUCUUGCAAUUCUGUUAGUAUCUUAUACUUCUACCUUACAUGUUGAAAAUUUUGACAUUUUAGGGGGUCAAUUUCCAAAGAAAA